UGUUUAGGAAUCAGUCUGGCCCAAAAGUAUAACAUGGAAAAGGAGGAAUUCCCAGAAGAGUUUAGUAUCCCCUACAUUGUGUACUUACAGUCCAGCCCAGAACCAUGUGUGGGGUCCCUCAUCCACCCCCAGUGGGUAUUGACAGCUGCUCACUGUCCCACACCUGUUAAAAUUCGACUGGGAGUUUAUCAGCCCAGCAUCAUAAGUAAGAAAGAGCAGACACGGAACUGCUCCCUGACUGUGCGCCAUCCUGCUUUCAAUACGCAUUCUCUGGAAAAUGACAUCAUGUUGGUAAAACUGUCCAAGGCUGCUGCACUCAACUCCCACGUGGGAACCAUAGCCGUCGCCAUGGAGCCGUUGCUGUUUAACGAUUCCUGCUUUAUCCCAACCUGGACCUGGAAUGACUAUCAAAACAUUAGUGAGCCUGACAUCCUGACUUGGACAAACCAGUAUAUUAAACCAAACCAUGAAUGCAUCGACAAGAUAGACACUGGAAUGAAGACCAUACCCAUCAUGUGCGUGGGGACCCCUAUAAUCACUCUGUCUGAAAAUAAGGAAGUUUCAGCCUCUCCAGCCAUCUGCAAUGGGAGAGUCCAUGGAAUCUUGUCCUGGGCCAAAGGAAGCGUCACCUUGGGAAGUGAAGGGUUCUUCACAGAAGUACACAGAUAUGCAAGAUGGAUCCUGGAAAUCAUUGCUACCCACUGAGGCACCAUUGUUUCUCCAUCACCUCAGAGCAACUUCUUUAUGAUUUCCACACUGAACUCACAACUCUCUUGAUCCUUUUUGUUUUUGAGCAGAGCUUCAAACAGACAACAUUCAAUUAAAGUAAAGGUGAUAAGGACUCCU
Erinaceus europaeus (western European hedgehog) is the source of this 846-nucleotide messenger RNA. Its product is annotated as serine protease 58-like. The transcript has 4 exons. The coding region runs from base 34 to 705 and encodes 223 amino acids. The record is from RefSeq and is a predicted model, not a curated record. NCBI's taxonomy places the organism in Eukaryota, Metazoa, Chordata, Mammalia, Eulipotyphla, Erinaceidae. Gene Ontology annotation, molecular function: serine-type endopeptidase activity. Gene Ontology annotation, biological process: proteolysis.